GGUACUAGUGCAAAUGAUCUGCACUUUCAUGCCUUCUUGCUGGAAGGUGUGGCAAGAUGGAACCGAGACAGAGAAGUGGCAGCAGUUACGGAAGCUAAUUCAGCCCUCACAUAUGACUCUGCACUGACUUCUGCUGUGAAUAAACUAAGUGAAAAUGUGCUAGGGAAAAAGCCGUUUGGAAACUUCAGAGGACCAAAUAAGUAUACAGGUAAUUGCAAAAUAUUCCAUUUAUUUUUUUACUGUGAGAUUCCCAAUAAUAUUCACAUCCCAGGACAAGUUAUUGGAAUUUACAAGAGGAAGGGAGUGUUAAAGGUCAAAGUGUCUUAUUUAUAUUAAAAAUUAUCACAUAUUCAAAUUAUUUAAGUUAAUAUAAAAGUUUAUAUCUACGUAUUAUAUAUGGUUUUUCCCCACAGGAGAGCUUACAGGUGUGGAGUACUUGUAUGCUCAGACUGGUCAAGUGCUACAGAGAGCCAGCUCUGACAAGGACAAUGAAACAUCUCUGCAGGUUCCAGAUGGGGAUUAUGAAGAUGAAGGGUUUCAGGUUAGUAUUAUUACAUACCACUUGAAUACACUAAGGAAUGUUACACCACACCUUAUUUAAUCCAUAAAUCAGACAUAAGCUCUAAUAAAAGUGAAAAUAGAAAAUAAUAAAAAAAUUAAUACAUGAUACUUAUCUACCUGCUCAGACUAGUUGUUCAUUAAGAAUUGCCCUAAAUUCCUUACAGUGGAAUCACCGAAUUCGAAACCUGAGAAGCUAAAUGAUUGAUCUAUCCAAUCACAAUUAGGGGCUUUGAAUUGACUAAAGUGUUAUCCGCUGGGUCUACAGGAUGUGACCACAGACUCUGAAGAUCCUACUGUGGCCUACACUGGUAACCACCCUGUUCCUGAAACUGUUACAGAGCCAACAGGAGAUUCUGGAGAGGACGAUUCUGUGGGCCCAAGGAACAUCCCUGGCUAUGACAGGGUAACUGCAUUAGCCGACUUUCUUGUAAACUUGAGGGAUUGCAAUGGAGCUCUAUCAAACCAAGAAGCUUCUCAGCUGGUGGCACUUUGGAAGAACAUGAGCGAGUAUGACAGAAAACCCAUUACCUUUAAUCCACGACACCAGCCACAACUCACACAGGGGAGGUUUAAAGCUGCUAAGAAAUCCACAGUAGUUCCUGGUGCAAGUAGCACAAAGAGAUGUUUCUUGGGGCAGAACAGUGGACCAGCUUCAUGGCCUGACUGCAACCGAUACAUGGAAGCAGUGAUUAUAAAGCUUACCCACAUUUUCCCCUCACCAGUACGAAGAGGUGGCAACACGACAUUGCGGUGGACACUGAUUGGAAAUGCAUACAAGAAAAUCAGAGAAGCUGUCCUUAAUAAUGCAUACGUAAUGCAGCAGACUGGCAUUCAACUUGCUGAAAUAAACCAAAGGACGUUGAUUCAGUGGUAAGUUACAAUAACAAACCUUGAAGACGUUUAUUCCCUUAUAUGAACAAUUUAAAGAAAACAUAAUCUUAUGGAAAAAAAAUGAUUCAAUCAGAAUUCAUCAGAACACAAUCGAAAAUAAGUACUUCAUUUUUCAGUCUGGGAGGUUCUAAUUGAGUUCUUGAGGUCAGUAUUCCUGAUUGCCUUUCAGGUACAACAAGCGUUCAAGAAAACAGGAGGAGGACGUCCUCAAACAAGGUAUUAAUCUACCUGCUCCAGUGGCAUCCACGAAUACUACAUUGCCACAGCCGAGAGAGCGUCCAGAGUCCCUUAACACAGGUGUCAACCAAGAGAAACAUACCUUUGAUCUGCCAGUCAACACAGCAGGCCAAGCAUCUGUAAGAAGGGUAAUCAGGCCGUCAGUAUUGCCCAAAUUACCUCAGUUGCCUUCAGCAAAUGUGAUGGUCGUGAGCCCCUCCGGGCCUGUAACCGCAACCCCUGUUGCAAUUGCAGUACCUGCAGUACCAAUUCCUGCUAGCACCCAAAGUUACAGGAAGAGAAAAGAGGAGGAGGCAAAAGCAUCUGCAGUGCCACUAAAAAAGUACAGGCCAAGAACUGGGGCCUCUCAAUGUUCAAAAUGUCAGAAGGAUAGAACAUCUGCCACAGGACACCAUCAGUACUUUGGUAACUGGUUUUGCCCCCAAACUGCAACAGAAACCUACGAGGGUUGGAGAGCUCGCUUACAAACAGAAAAAGAAUAUAAAAAGAAAACAUAA
Porites lobata is the source of this 2186-nucleotide messenger RNA. Lineage: Eukaryota; Metazoa; Cnidaria; Anthozoa; Scleractinia; Poritidae. The record is from the annotation of a GenBank genome assembly.